This is a messenger RNA of Abrus precatorius (Indian licorice), 2155 nucleotides long. RefSeq names its product protein CHROMOSOME TRANSMISSION FIDELITY 7-like. Gene Ontology annotation, molecular function: protein-lysine-acetyltransferase activity. The record is from RefSeq and is a predicted model, not a curated record. NCBI's taxonomy places the organism in Eukaryota, Viridiplantae, Streptophyta, Magnoliopsida, Fabales, Fabaceae. The transcript is spliced from 5 exons. The coding region runs from base 75 to 1088 and encodes 337 amino acids. Gene Ontology annotation, cellular component: chromatin; nucleus. Gene Ontology annotation, biological process: mitotic sister chromatid cohesion.
AAAUAAAAGGAGGGAAAAUACUCUCUAAUGCUCUAAGGAGAAUUCAUUAGCAACAUUGCAGCGGCAGAUUGCAGAUGCAGCCAAAGAUCAACGCUUUCUUCAAAUCCGCUUCUGCUUCCAUUCCCACACCUCUUCAUGACGACUUGUCCCUCUGGGAGAACAAGCAACACCGUAUUGUCAACACCUUCCGUCGGAAUCCUAAUGCCGUUCCCUCGCAUCCCGAACCCGAAUCCGAGCCUAACUUGACGGGGAAAACGAUCGUCAAGAACAAGAAGAGGAGCUAUGCCCAGUUUCACCUGGAAUUCGGUCAAAGCGAUUUCCUCUUACGCGCUUGUUCUACUUGCGGAGUCAAGUUUACCCCCGGCGAUGCAGAAGACGAGAAAUCCCACAAUGAAUUUCACAAAAGUUUCACGCAGGGGAUCCAAUUCAGAGGUUGGGUCAACGAAAGGGUUAUCUCUGUGCCCAGCGUUAAAGGAGGUCGAAUUAUACUGGUCUCUGAGAAUGACCCAUUUUGUCACAGAAACAAGGUUCAAGACGUUGUCCAAAUGAUGGAAAUUGAGCUAGGAAGUGAAUGGAUUAUUCAUGACCUUUGUAAGGCUUAUCUAUUUGUUUCUGUCCAGAGGAUUGUUGGGUGCGUGGUUGCAGAACCAAUCGAAGAAGCGUUCAAAGUUGUGUCUUGCUCCAUUGCUGGGCGUUCUGAAGGUGUGAGGAAAAGGGAAAAGAAGUCAUGUUCAGCCACUCUUCAGUUUGGGAAUAUUGUUUUCCAAAGGGAAGUUGAGAAAAAAACUCUUUCCCUGAGUGAUUCUGAGGGGAAGGAACGAUCACUUGGCGGGGCAAUCCUCUGCGAUAGACAACCAAUAGCCGCUGCUUGUGGCAUUAGAGCCAUUUGGGUUACUCCCUGUAACAGAAGAAAAUGCAUUGCAAGCCAAUUGUUAGAUGCCGUGAGGAAAAGUUUUUGCAUGGGUCGGGUGCUUGAACGUGCUCAGCUAGCAUUCUCCCAGCCAACCUCAGCUGGGAAGGCAUUAGCAUCUAAUUACACUGGCACUGGAUCAUUCUUGGUGUAUAAAGCCAACAAAAAAGGGGCAUAGUAAAUGUUCGCGAUUACUUGCUAUGGAUAAAAAAUCAACGUUACUGUUUUCUACGGUCCACCAUCUUUUUCGGAAAUUUGGUUAAGCAUAUCCUCAAAGGACCAGAAUUCCGAUACUACUCAAGCUUAUCAUAUUGGCUGCCUCUCUGAAGAAGUAUAGUUGCAUCUACGAGUGAUUCAGGUGAGCCAAAUGCCCGAUUCAAUUUGGAACUAGCAGGAGAAAGAUUUUCUAUUUUGAUGUUUUAUAUAUUUUCCCUUUCCUCAUGUAUAGUUAGGAACGUAGGGAUUGGUGAAGUGAUUUUGGUAUGUAUUUUUUUAUCUCUUAGAUUGGAUCUUUAGGAAAUUGAUGAUUGCAUGGCUUGUUGUGUAAGCAUCAUUAAAGUGACAGCAUCUAUUCUCUUAAGAUGAUUCAGAUCUUGUUCAUUGAAAGAUUGGUUUUCUGAAUACGAGGAAGUUCUCACUCUUUACAUUUGAUCAUUGCAACAAAACCAAAAAGUACAGGAUGGGGAACAUUAUGACCUUUGUCUUUGCUAGAUGAUAAGGGCAGUCGAUUGUAAUUUCUGAAAUUUCUGUCAGCAUGUGAAUAAAUUAUGUCUCAGUUUGUAAUAUUUCUUUUUCUAAAGUGAUGCUGGCUACAAAUCUACCUUCUUCGUAUGUACUGGUUCUCCAUCCAAAUGCAGUAGAAAAUGGUUCAAGGGGUCAACUGAGAAUCUGAGGUUGAGUCACUUGUACAGUUACAAGGUGUGAUGGUUGCAAAUGCUGUGCUGGUGUUGAAAGUUGCCGUCGUGGUUUUACAAAUGUAUGUGUGUACUGAUGGAGGAUGAUGUAGCUAUAGCAACACUUUCUUGACUGUACAACAAGGCUAAACAAUUCAAAGGUGUUGAUUACUUGUUUCGUGUUGCAUGAGUUAAAUCGGUUGUAAUUACUCAUUAGUGAACUUCUUUUGAAGUGAAAACAAGAGUCUAUGCAGUACCGCUGUACUUUCUAGUGUUGUUGCUUAUGCAUUAAAAGAUUAUUUAUUGUCUGUGUAACUUGCACAAUUCACAAUUCAAAUAACCUCUUUAUGUC